Gadus morhua (Atlantic cod) is the source of this 3747-nucleotide messenger RNA. It is a transcript of the gene arhgap27, whose product is annotated as Rho GTPase activating protein 27. The transcript has 17 exons. Lineage: Eukaryota; Metazoa; Chordata; Actinopteri; Gadiformes; Gadidae. Gene Ontology annotation, biological process: regulation of GTPase activity; signal transduction. Bases 75 to 2651 code for a protein of 858 amino acids. The record is from RefSeq and is a predicted model, not a curated record. Gene Ontology annotation, cellular component: cytoplasm. Gene Ontology annotation, molecular function: protein binding.
GAGGAGGAGGAGGAGGCGUAGGAGGAGAGGGAGAUGGAACCUCUAGCAGUCUUACAGAAAGAAUCCCAACAAUAAUGAUGGGAGGAAGCAGUUUCCCAGAAAGCCAGACAUUAGCCUCAGGGCAUCCAGGCUCUGACAACCUGCUGGUGGUCGGUUCAACUCCUCCUGUGCCAAACUCAGAAGAAGGAAGUUCUCAGCCACACACAGGGAACUCACACAAUCAGAGGCCACUGCCCCCGAGCGCGAAACACACAGCCGGUGGCGAUGUUUCAGAGCCCAACGUGUCAAACAGCUCAGAUCUUAAUGAGAUGUUGCCAAAGCAAAAACCAAAAAGCCCUUCUUCAGACCUCCCAGUAGAGAAGAUAUCGACCCCCCUUGCUCCUAAUAGCACUUCCAUGUCAACAAGGACCCCAGACAACGGCGACAAUAAUAAAACGGAUAUCGAUCCAAACAACCUGCAGGACCAUGAGAGGACCUCGGCCGUGUACGUCAACGUAGCGCAACUCCGCCACAGCGCCUCGGACCUACCGCCGCCGGCGCUGCCCGCGGCCAGCCGCGCGUCGCUGCUCCUGGACCCCGCCGACUGGGAGGUGCACACCGACCGGGACAGCGGGCAGGACUACUACUACCACCCCGCCAGCGGGCAGACCACCUGGGACAACCCCCUGCCGCCGGGCUUCCUCCCGGACGCCGACCCCCUGCUGCCGCCGCCGCCCCCGCAGCCGUACUCCCUGGACCUGCCGUCGCCGCUGCUGCUGUCGCCGGCCGCGUCGUCGUCGGCGUCGUCGGCGCCCGCCUCGCCCGCCUGGACCCCCGACUGGGAGCGGCUGGUGGACCCGAGCAGCGGCCGCCCCUACUUCUACAACGCCAUGUCGGGGGAGACGUCCUGGGACGAGCCCCUGAGCCCCUACCCCUCCCCCACCGACCCCCCCAGGGCCUUUGAGGACGUGCUGCCUCCCUUCCCCGAGGAGGACUACCCCCCCGGGGACUACGCCGAAGACCCUCUGGGGGAGGUGCUGGAGGACCCAGAGGACUCCCCCUCCUUCCCCCAGGAGUUCACCCUCGGCCACGUGACCCCGGCCUCCUUCCCCAGGGCGGCCCUCGACCGCAGCGCCCCCGCCGGCUGGGCCCUCAGCGUGGACCCCGACGGGACCUGGGUCUUCACCAGCGAGCACUCCCAGGAGCAGUGGAUCAAGUCUCUGGACGAGCACGGGCAGACCUACUACUAUACAAGGGACGGCUCCAAGUCUCAGUGGCACCUACCCGAGGCUCAUGUAUUUGUAGGCAAAGUAGGGAAUGGAGUGGAGGCAGACAGCGUCUUGAAGAACUGGAGGCACACCAUGGGUCCUCCGCAGCUCGGCCUGGCCCCAGAGGAAGAGAAGUUUUUCCCGGGCCACCGGAGGAACAUGUCGGACUACGGCAGCGACACCUCGAGCACGGGCCACUCCCCGGACACCCAGCACCAUGUGCAGAACCUGGAGAAAGCUGGGAUUCUCAAUAAAACUAAAGUGUCCGAGAACGGUAAAAAAGUGAGGAAGAACUGGUGCCAGUCAUGGACAGUCCUCCACGGAGGGGUGUUAACCUUCCACAAAGACCCCAAGUCCACCACAAGCGGAGCCUCGAACAAGACCAAUCAGAUCGUCCCAGACGCUGCGGUGGACCUGCGGGGAGCCGUGAUUGGCUGGGCCUCCAGAGAGAAAUCGAGCAAAAAGAACGUCUUAGAGUUAAAAGGUCGGAACGGUGUUGAGUUCCUCGUUCAGUACGACAACGAGGGCAUCAUCAACGACUGGCACAAGGUCCUGGGUGACACCAUUCGACAGCUUGAGUACCAGGACCACCACUCAGAGGAGGAGGAAGGAGAGCUGUUUGAGAAGCCCUGCAUAGCGGACAUUAACCGGGAGGACCGGGGAGGCACCACGGAGAAGCAUAGGAGAAGCACACGGCCCAGCUCGUCUAGCACCGUACCCGAGGAGAUGGACCAGAAGAAGGUCCGGAACAAGCUCAUCAAGUUCCUCAUGAAGCGGCCCACGCUGCAGUCUGUGAAGGAGAAGGGCUACUUCAGAGAGAACGUGUUUGGCUGUCACCUGGCCACGCUGUGCACCCAAGAGAGGACCACAGUUCCCAGCUUUGUGGAGAAAUGUGUUCGAGCUGUAGAAAGGAGAGGUUUGGACAUCGAUGGCAUCUACAGAGUCAGUGGGAAUCUAGCGGUCAUACAGAAGUUGCGUUACAAGGCUGAUCAUGAGGAACUUGACCUGGAAGACGGCCAGUGGGAAGACGUUCAUGUCAUCACCGGAGCAUUGAAAUUAUUUUUCCGAGAGCUUCCGGAACCCCUGUUUCCUUUCAGCCACUUCAACGGUUUCAUUGCAGCCAUCAAGUCAAACGAUUACAACGCAAAAGUGUCUUACAUGAGGGAUUUGGUCAAAUCCCUUCCUCUACCGAACCACGAUACCAUGAAACUCCUGUUCGGCCAUUUGCACAGGGUCAUCAAAUACGGAAACGACAACAGGAUGACGGUGCAGAACGUGGCCAUCGUGUUCGGGCCCACCCUGCUGCGGCCGGAGGUGGAGUCGGCCAACAUCGCCAUGCACAUGGUGUUCCAGAACCAGAUUGUGGAGUUCGUCCUCAACGAAUAUGAGACCAUCUUCAGCUAGGGGAACAAUGACCCCGGUGGGGGGGAGGGGUGAACACAGCAAACAAAGUGUUUGCCGGCGGAACACGGCAAACACUUUGACACGUGAAACCUGAGCAUCACUUUGUUUAGCGGCAGGACAGCCUCAAGCGAGUGACACCUGCGAUGUUAAUAGAUAUUAUAUAAACAGCCGGGGGCCAUGACAGUAGGGACUAACGUUUUCGGACCCCGGUCUUGCUUUCCUUUUAAAGGCUCGCACUAUUUUGACGAAAUACACAUUUUUCUGCAGUAUUUUAGGAUUGGAAAACAGAAACAUCGUUCACAUUGGAGAGGGGGGGGGGGGUCUCUGUUUCUAAUCUCUAAGCAAGGUGGUGGUGGAGCGUUAGGCUUCGCUGUCCCUCUUUCAGCUUCCCACAGACCAAGCGACUCUCUGCUCCAGCCGUCCCUCACGCAGGGCGACGGGCGGGCUGCUGUUACGCUGUAGUCCGCAUUAAUGUGUUCUAAUAUUAAUACUGCCUUGUAAUGGAGCAUCUAUAGAAUCUCACUGUGCCCUGGAAAGAUGCAAUAAUAUUAAGUUGUUGUCAAAGGAUCAAACAAAUGCGUCCAUGUUUCUUUUUGUCUGUCUUUCUAUUUGUCUUAAAUCUAUAGAUUACUUUUUAAUGUUGGCAUGGAUCUGAAGUGAGUGUAUAUUUGAUAUGGUGGUCGUUUGGUCUUCUAUUCUCAUUUUCACAUAUUAGAACUAUUAUUGUAAUAUAGUAAUGUAUAAAAUAUUAAAACAGCUGUGAAUUAUACAUUGACAAAGCCUACUCUUCAGUGUCUAGAUUCCUCUUGAAUGGAUGGUUCGUCUUUCUAUAUCCUGCUGUAUGGGCUUUGUAUAAUGACUAUAGAAUAACAUACUGUUACCUUUUUGAAAAGUCUGUAAGUAAAGCCAGGGAGAUACCUGGACUAUCAUGAGAUAAGCUCGAUCUUAUAAGAGAUGUGUGCCUGUAAAUACAAAUAGGGAGCAUAGAGUUGCUGACGAAGCAGCCGAUGCCCAGACUUCUCUUUAAUAAAGAAUAACUUUGUACAAAUAAAUUGUGAUUAUUCUUUCAAAUAACGGAAUAAAAUAUAUUUAAGUA